GCCGCCCACAGGAGGUUCUUUUCGGUUUUUCUCCAGUACCGAAACGAGUUCCCUGGCCCUUCAGCGAGCAGCUGCGCGAUCUUUCAUUAUGGCAAAUACUAAAGUUUACUUCGAUAUCGCCGUGGACAACAACCCUAUUGGCCGUCUUGUUAUGGAGUUGAGACCUGACGUUGUCCCGAAGACUGCAGAAAACUUCCGUCAAUUGUGCACUGGUGAGAAAGGAUUUGGCUACAAGGGAUCCACCUUCCACAGGAUCAUCCCAAACUUCAUGUGCCAGGGAGGAGACUUCACUCAUCACAAUGGCACCGGUGGAAAGUCAGUCUAUGGAGCCAAGUUCGCCGAUGAGAACUUCCACCUGAAGCACACUGGAGCUGGUAUCCUGUCUAUGGCAAAUGCUGGACCUAACACAAACGGUUCCCAGUUCUUUAUCUGCACUGCUAAAACUGAAUGGCUGGAUGGGAAGCACGUGGUGUUCGGCAAAGUCAUCGAGGGCCUCGAUAUUGUAAAGAAAAUGGAGGCAUGCGGCCAUAACAGUGGGAAGACAUCCAAGAAAGUCACCAUUUCUGACUGUGGUCAGCUUUAGAGAACUCGUCACUUGUCUUAACAUUACAAGCAUUCCUUUACUCCCCUUGACUGCUUCGGAUCCAUUUGAUUAUAAAAUGAGGCUUUAUGGACUGCUGGAGCAUAACAUUACACACUGUAACAUCUUUUGUUUUUUGUUCAUUUUCCAUAAGUUCUGUGGUCUGCAGGACAUGAUCAGAGAUUAAAUAAAAAAAACAGUAAUGAA
Messenger RNA from Bufo gargarizans (Asiatic toad), 787 nucleotides. Its product is annotated as peptidyl-prolyl cis-trans isomerase-like. The transcript is spliced from 5 exons. Bases 89 to 583 code for a protein of 164 amino acids. The record is from RefSeq and is a predicted model, not a curated record. NCBI's taxonomy places the organism in Eukaryota, Metazoa, Chordata, Amphibia, Anura, Bufonidae. Gene Ontology annotation, biological process: protein folding; protein peptidyl-prolyl isomerization. Gene Ontology annotation, cellular component: intracellular membrane-bounded organelle. Gene Ontology annotation, molecular function: peptidyl-prolyl cis-trans isomerase activity.